UGGAAUGAUGCGCGCAACAUUCUGAAAUAAAUCUAGGUUAGAUGUGCAAUGUUCGUGUAUGUAUAAAAUAGCAGUGAAAAUACCAAAAUACUAAGUGUUUUCAAUACAUCAACGGGGGUGCACUGACCAGCACUGACAUCACAUUCGUUAUUCCACAAAGAUAUGGUGGACAUUGUUCCAAUAAAAGAAAUAGAUGCUUAAAGUUUUGAAUUUUCAACAAUACUUCAGUUCUUUAUUAGAUUUUUCAGUUUUCUUUAUUGGGGUUUUCAGUUUUUAUUUUUCGCAUUUGAAAAUGACGAAGUGUUGCGUUGAAGGAUGCAAGAAGAACGUAAAACCUCAGCACAGAUUUCCACGCGAUAGCAAAAAAUGUUUGAAGUGGAUACAGGCUGUAGGGAGACCCGAAUUUCUGACCAUGGAUCGGGACAGAUUAUGCAGAAUUUUUGUGAUUUGCGACGCUCAUUUCAGCGAUAGAUGGAAAAAAGUUCCGUUCAACAGUAAAACCAAUCUGAUUGAUUGUGCAGUCCCCGAAUUGUAUCUACCAGAGCCAUUAGAAAUCACAACUGAAGUUGAUGACACAAAUCAUGCAGAUUCUAUAAACAAAGAAUUUUCUCAACAAUGCGAAGAACACAAUUAUUGUAAACCAUUAAAAACAAAUAAUAUUCAACCUGGUCGGAAAUUGAUAGAUUCAUCAUUAAAAUCUAAACCUAGUUGGAAACUAGGAAAAACUGAUACAGAUGUUCAAUUACCAAGUACUUCUUAUUGGAAACCUGAGAAUUUAGAAUCUAAACCUAGUUGGAAACUAGCAAAAACUGAUACAGAUGUUCAAUUACCAAGUACUUCUUAUUGGAAACCUGAGAAUUUAGAAACUAACCAAAUAUCUGUCAUUGGUAUUAAUAGUAAACAGUCUCCACUGAAAGAUAUACCAAGUGUUGAAACUGUAAUAUUGAACCAGAAUAAAGAAGAAGACUUAAAUCCAAAUUCCAAUAUAUUAACGUAUAGUAUUGAAACCAUUUCGAAUCCAUCAUCUGUUUCACUUUUAGAUCAAUUAAAUUCGGCUGAUGCAGAUUUUCGAGAUUCUGAUGUGAAUAAUUCUGAUAGGACCGAAGUGACAAUCAUCACGGAAGGUUCGUUGUGUGGACAAACGUUGAAUGUUUUGACGCCAGACGAAUUGGAAGCGUUUCCGUCUAGUUCUACUUCCACUGAAACCUCAUCUACUUUAGGAAAGAAAGUAAACUUAAAACGAAGAAAUAAUGUGAUAUUUAAACGAAAAGACUUAAAGGGUAAUCUUGCUUUAAGGGUUUUAAAGGCGGGUCAAUUGCCAAGAUCUGGAACGAUAACCCCGAACAUCGGUUCUCUUCAUUUAAUUAAUAAGCAAUAUUUGUAUGCGUUUAAGAAUAAAAGAAAAAAGGUGUUGGGUAAGCGGAAAAAGUCAAAAGUUGUUUCCGCACCCUUUUCAGAAAGUUUUGAUGAAAGCAAUAAUGAUGAUACUACAUUGCCCUCAACUAGCAUAGAACAAGGGAGUUCAUCAGAAACUUCUAAUUAUACAUUAGAUACUAAAAGACUGCUCAGAAUGUGCAAUGUAUCGCGAAAGAAUCAAUUAUCUCCGACGGCUUUGAAACUGUACGAGGCGACGAACGUGUUGAAGAAGAAGCUGUCCAGAUUCAUGAUCGACAGGGAGAAGAAUAAGCAGAAGGUGAAAGAAGCCACCGAGUACAGGAAUUACUUCGAGAAUUGCCAUGGGAAUUCGGCGAUUGCGAACUUUUUGAUGUCGCAGCUGAGGCACCAUCGCGCCUCUCCUGGCGCAAGGAGAUUCUCCUUUGAUGAUAAGAUUUACGCGUUGUCCUUGCUCAAGCUGAACCACCAGGGUUAUAACCUGCUGCAAAACACGUUCGCCUUACCGUCGAGGAAUACGGCAAAGAGUUUGUUGAACAACAUCUCUGUACAUUGCGGCAUUAAUCAGAGAGUUAUGAACGCUCUGAAGCAGGCGGUUGAUGGUAUGAGUGCGAAAGAUAGGAAUUGCGUGCUGAUGUUUAAGGAGAUGCCUCUGGAGCCUACGUUAUCUUACAACAACAAAUUUGAUCGCAUCGAUGGACUGAAGCAUGACGGAGAGACCAAGGAAAAUCGUUACGCGGAUCAUGUCACGGUUUUCAUGGCCAAAGGAUUGUCCAGGCAGUGGAAGCAACCUGUGGCUUUCUUUUUCUCCGAACCACAAAUGUCCUCUUGCGAUUUAGCCAAGAAUAUAAAGGAUAUCGUUGUUGCUUUGCGCGGUGUAGGAUUACAAGUGCUUGCUACCGUUUGUACUGAUAUAGCGGUAAACGUUAAUGCAAUUAAUGAUUUGGAGAAUGCAAGUACAAUUCAUUUAGUCGAAAAUGGAUUGCUGUACGAAGGCGUAGGAUUUACCAUUGGUGAUGAUGAAGAACCUAUAGUUCCUCUGUUCGAUGUUCCGCAUAUGCUGCUAGGAUUGAGGAACAACCUUUUAAAUAACAAUUUAAGAUUUACGAUGCAAGGACAAAGCAUGUUUGCCUCGUGGAAUGAUAUCAUACAAUUUUAUGAAGAGGAUCAAACCAACGAAUAUCCUUUAUGCUACAAGAUAUCAGGCAAACAUAUCUAUAAGGAUAAAAUUGAUAAGUCGAGUGUGAAGAAUGCGGCUCAAUUAUUCUCGCUUAGGGUUUCCACGGCCAUAGGUAACGCGGCGAAUAUUCCAGGAAAUACUUUAUCGAGAACUUCCGCAGGAACUGCGAAAUUCAUAGGAUUUGUAAAUAACCUCUUCGAUAGCUUGAACUGUUCGUCGUUGCAACACGAAGAAUGGGCUCCACUGAAAGGGUGUGUCACGCCAAAAUCUCCACACAUGACUUUCUGGAAGGAAGCAAUUCAAAUUUUGAGCAGCGUCCGGUUCGCCACCUGUAACAAUAAAGAUACAGUCGCUGCGACUGUGGCGAACUGGAUUAAAACUAUGACCAGCUUCGAGUUUGUAUGGAAAACGCUCCAAAAGAGUCAAAUCAAGCAAUUGUCGUGCGCCAGUUUAAACCUGCAGGAGAUCGAGAACUUCUUCCAAAGCAUGCGGAAGAAGGGCGAACGCGAUUCCUGUCCGAACCCGAACUCUUUCAUAAGUUCCUACAAAAACAUGCUCAUCAACAAUCUCAUGUCUUCGGAUUCCCCCGGUUCGAACGGCGGAGAGAAGAAAGAACAGGAGAUGAUGCUGAGCAUCCUAAGGGGAUUGCUAGCAGAAGAACCUAAGGAUGCUCAGGAAGUAGAACCUUUACAAGAACCAUUACCACAUGUCGAAUUAACUAACGAAGCAAUCGAUCCAUACGCAGAUGACAUUGAGAAUGUUAUUGAGAAAUUGAUCAAAGCUGUUAAAGGAUGCGAAAAGUGUAAGGAAUCGCUCGUGUAUGUUGCAGAUUCCGAGUCGCAUCAGUCACUAAUGAAGUUACUUAUUAACACUUUCAACAUCACGAAUUGUCUGUUGCCAAACAUUUGUAAUCAUGAACACCUAAUGCAAAAAAUAUGUAAUCUUUGCAAAGACAAUCUCAGUAUGAUUGAGACGUGCAAAACCCACGACUUGUUCAACAUCGCGAUCGAUGCUUGCGUCGAAAAACAAGUUAUAUCUUGGAUUUCGAAAGUCAAUGACUUAUUGAAUUCCCAACGCAAUAAUAAUCCUUUGAAUGUCCAGGAUGGAAAUGUUGAUGCAAAGCAACAAAUUGUUCGUAAAACCGCAAAAAAAGAACAAAAGAACAAGAAAUAAAUGAGACUGUGUUACAACUAGAUCCAUUUUGAUAUCUUCCUACAUUUCAUCCUUAAUCUUUAAAAACACUGUUUUUAAAAUGAUUUACAGAAAUUCUACAAGAAAGGAUAUACGUAAAUGUUAAAUAUUAUUUAAUGAGAAAAAGCAGGGUUCUAUAUCGCAAUUUCCGACAACCGAAAGACCGUCUAU
Molecule: messenger RNA, 3934 nt
Organism: Nicrophorus vespilloides
Lineage: Eukaryota; Metazoa; Arthropoda; Insecta; Coleoptera; Silphidae
Exons: 20
Coding region: 194-3745 (1183 amino acids)
Source: RefSeq, a predicted model, not a curated record